UUAGCGCAUACACAUCCCUGUUCCAUUGCAACGUUCCGCAUUGUGACCGUCAUCUGUGCGCACGUCUGUAAUCAUCUGUUUAUUUGGAUAAUAACCUGUUCAAGCUAUUGACAAGAUGCCCAACAAAUCGGAAAUACCGUUACCAGCGGAGGACUUGGACUGGAUUCAAUUACGUCAGGAUCUGGGGCCAGUUGUCGAAAUUGAAACGACCAAGGAAAGACUUGUGCGCAAAAUAAAGGAGAACCCUUUGGUGCCGAUUGGAUGCCUGGCCACAACCGCAGCCCUAACAGCUGGUCUAUACAAUUUUCGCACCGGCAACCGCAGAAUGUCCCAAUUUAUGAUGCGUACCCGUAUCGCAGCACAAGGAUUCACGGUGCUGGCAUUGAUCGUUGGCGUCGUUAUGACAUAUGGGGAGAAAAAAUAGUAUAAUUGUGAUCUAAUAUUUACUCAUAUAUUGCAAGUGUAUGUAGCAUAAAUUAAAUGGUUAUCACAGUUUUAUUUUUA
This is a messenger RNA of Drosophila virilis, 504 nucleotides long. RefSeq names its product HIG1 domain family member 2A, mitochondrial. The record is from RefSeq and is a predicted model, not a curated record. Gene Ontology annotation, cellular component: mitochondrion. Gene Ontology annotation, biological process: mitochondrial respirasome assembly. Lineage: Eukaryota; Metazoa; Arthropoda; Insecta; Diptera; Drosophilidae.